GUGAAUUCCGCUUUCAGUCAAUCGACUCCAAGCUAUCCAUUGCCUUGCAGAAUAUGGUGGAUGCCGCUGGUGAAACGGCAUACGAGGUCAAGGUGCGGAUCAGACAGAGGAGUCAAGUACUUGGCAAGGAGGGGAACUUCUUAAUGGGCAGAGAGAUCCUAGCAAUGGUGCUUGAUCAUUUCAGAACGACAUCUAAAGAUGAAGUGUUGUUCAAUGCCGGCCACAUCUACAAACUACAGUAUCGUGGUGACAAAGAGAUGGAUAGGUUCCUCCAUGCAUGGAUCGAGAUCAUCGCCAACAUGAAAGUUGAGGACAUUCCAUCUGACAACACACUACGUGAUCAUCUCCUGAGGAAGAUUGAAAACUCCCAAGCGCUGCAUGUCGAUCUCACGAUCUUCAAAGGUAGGGACAAUGAUGACAAGAAGAAGUCCUAUGAAGAGCUACUGGAGAUUAUGAAGAGGCAUAUCGCACGUACUCGUGAGGAUAGGAACAUUGCAGCUAGGGACAAGUUUGCCACCGACUACACCAAUCUUGGUAAGCCAACGACUCCUGCACCAAAGCCUGCGGCUCCAACUCCUGCGCCAAAGGAUGGCAAGAAUGGGAAGCCGAGUGCACCAGCACCCAAGGGCAAGCCUGGAGCCCCAGUUCUAUCUUCUGGCAAUCCCAAGAGGAAGGACAAAGGUGGCAAAGGCAAGGGUGGCAGAUCGGCUACUCCAAGAAGGUCACAGACUCCUGGUGGAAAGAAGGACCGCAACUGCUACGGGUGGUUGAAGGGUGACUGUCAGAAGGGAGACAAAUGCACCUUCAAGCAUGAUCCAAGCAUGAAAGGCAGGAGAGCCGCCCCUUCGACGAAGACAUCCGAUGUUAAGGCCACUCCUGCAUUGGUCCGUGAAUAUGAUGACGAUUUCAUCGUGAAGGCUGUGCCGAGCGAGAAGAAGAACAAGAUGGAUGUCAAGUUCAACUAUCAUAUAGAUGUGCAUGAGUAUGUGAAGCCUGACUUUGUGGAAUGCAAGAUCACCAAUCGUGUUGAACAUCAAGAAGAGGAGUUCAAACGCAUGAUGGAGGAAAUGGACGUCAAACUCGACAAGGAGAAAGACGAUGAAGUUGAAGUUGUUGAUGGACCUCCUAUGCCUCCUCCUGAUGGUGAGAGAGAUGUCCUCAUUUGUCGUGGAAAACUUGAAGAAGAAGCUGAGAAUUUCAAGGAGAUCAAGUUGAAGAAAGAGAAAGAGAAGAAAGCCAAAGCAGAGAUUGCUGAGAAGAAGAAGAAGAAGAAGAAGAAGAAGUCCGAUGCUAGUUCACACAAAGAUCCACCAAAAGAUGAAGGACGAAAGAAGAAGAAAAAGAGUAAUAGAGACUCAAAGGAGAGUUCAGGCAAAGAUGGCGGCAAGGACGCUGCUGUCGGCGUGGGGACGUUCCGAGGUGAUUGGGAACGUAUGCCUACGCCCCAUGAUCCUAUGACGAGGCUGAACCAAAGAAGAGGUCGCAACCCAUGGGAAUGUUUGUCAACAACCCAUGGAGCGAGUGAUCUCGCCGACAUCAAGAAGUACAACAAUGAACUCACCCAAUCGGGCACAGAGUUCUCCUUGAUUCCGCCACCACGCGUCAUCAUGCAAUCCAAGUGGGGCCCAGGUGACAGUUUGAUCGAUCUGGCCAAGAAUCUUGAAGAUAUGUACUUUGACAUGAAGGGCCGCCUGGAUAUGAUCGAAACUGCGUCAGAUCAGGAGCUUCAGCUGAUCGAUGUGGAUGAGCUUUGGGAAUCGCUUGAGACAGCAUGUGUUCUCCGGGGCGAUUACUUGGAAAUGACGUCAAUGGCCAACCAGUUGGUCAAACCUAGGGGAGGAAAGAAGAAGGAUCCCUGGCAUGAGCCAUCCGAUGCUUCGAGAAAGAGACCUCAGCAGCAGCUUCGGGAACAUACAGCCCCCUGCUUGGUUCGAGCACGGGAACUUGCCCAGAAAAAAACUUUGCCACCUCCUCGUGACUUUGGGGAGAUGUUGAUAGAUGAGUUUGCCACUGGGUCUAGCAGUGCCAGUAAGGUGCGUGCCAAGGACACCGUGGCUGCGUUGUCACAGCUGGGCGCCAAGGGCAAAUACCCAGCGAAUGUUGAACGAGACACCCAUCGCAUGCUUCGGAGAACUGGCCAGUGGCUGGGCGCUGCAAUUGACCACGUCCCAGUCCGCAUGGUGAACGGUGAACCCAUCUACCUUGGAGGAAAGCUUGGAGUGUCCGUGGUGGCUUGGACUUCAGAGUUAGCCUACCUCAACGAAUCGAUGUUGAGAUAUUUCACAAUCGCAUGCUGGUCUGAACAUCGGCAGUCUGAACACACUUACAGCUUUCCGUGCUUGCAAAGCAAAGCUGCUCCGUCGAAGGUGCUGACUCGGUGGCUAUGUGCCAGGGCCAUUGUGUUUGCCAAGCGAGAAGGAGCCACAGAAGCUGACCGGGCAAACAUGGAUGAGUUUUUGCUGCCACCAGCGCGGCCCGGCAAUGAUGUGCCUCCGAAUCCUGCAAUGCCGGAAGCACCUGCCACGUUGGAACAUUUUCGUCCUAAAAGGCGUUUGCCACCGCCACUGGAGCGGCCAGCAGUGAUGCCAAAGGCCAAGAAGAAAGCGCGUUUGCCACCACCUCUGAUGAAAGCAACGCCUAAGUAUGCACCUGCGCUCGCCUCUGCCAAGGUUGCAGGAGAAUCGCCGUGGAGGCUGAAUCUCGAAAGUCUAGCGUCUUCAUCGGCGUCUUCAGCCACGGUUCCCAUUGGAUCAGUGCUCAGAGGGGAGGCUGCGCUAUUGCCACCCAAAGCUGGGCCGCCGUUGCCAGCCAAAGCUAGGCAAGACCUGGGACCCAUGAAGGAACUGUGCCUACACAGUUUGCAAGCUCAGGGACAAGUGCCGCCUCGGCUUUACCAGCAAUGGCAACAACUAGAGGCUCGGAUCCAGCAACUGGAUCCUACUCGUUCCUACCUGGUGAAAGUGGUCGACAGCGACAAUGGCGACUAUUUGGAGUGUGGCGUGCCCGAGGAGACUUUGGAUUUCAAUGCGCUGCGAGCUGUCUUGCUUAGAACACGGUCGCAGACCUCUUUCGAACGCUAUGAGCGCUUGGGGUCCCUCAAGAAGGACUGGAAAAAGUUGAAGGCUGCAAUGAAGGGCGCCGAAUAUACCAUUUACUUGGAGCAGCUGCCAGUUGAUCCCCGACUGCCCUCAGACGAUUUGCUGUUGGCAGUUGGGUCAACCCGUCUCCGUUGGCGCGGAAAGGUGCCAACCUCUGCCAACAAUGAGGCGGAGCAGUCGCAGAUGAGGCUGAUGGAAUUUGCUUUCAGAAUGGGUCAGUCUUCGUGCACGGCUUCGUCACAGUCAUCAUCGCAGCCCAUGCAGCCGAGGGUGCCCUUGCUGGCGCUUGAAGACAAGAAGGAUGAUGAGCAAAGGGCUGCAGUGAUGGUGGAGACGCCCGGGGAGCCAACUGACCACGACCAUACGGGCGACAUGGAGGCAAGCCCUGCCGAUGAGAGGAAUGGCGAUGUGGAUUUGGGCACGGAAGCCCAAGAACUAGAAGCAGAAAUUCCCGGGCCAGUGCUAGACGCAACACAGAGAUUGCAGGAUGCUUUGAUGAAGAGGGACAAUGGCAAGAACUCUGCAGAGAAACGUGGGGCGACGCCAAAGCCAAAGCCGAAGGCAAAGGUGCAGGCGAAGGUGUUGAAGAGACCAAGUGCGAAGAAGGCAAGCGCCAAAAAACUCUGUGGCAAACCGAAGCCGAAAUCCCAUGACAAACCUGUGAAAAAGGGUCGCGAGCUGAAGAUGACGGUACAGUGUGUGUACUCAAGGGCUUACCAUGCAGCUCAGAGCAAGUUCUCGAAGGUCAAGGGCUUGAGCGAGGAGCAAGUCACGAAGAAAGCUCGAGCUGCAGGGAAAGAGAUGGCGGCUCGCUUUGAAUAUGCCUCGUUGGCGUGGUCAACGAUGGAGGGCAUCACGACAGAGGAACAGUGGAACCGAUGGGCCGACUUCAAGUAUUGGGAGUGGUUGCCACCGCACCAAGACAUGCGACACAGAUGCGAUGACGAGGUCUUGUACCUGGGGGAGUAUUCAGCCCACAAAUACCAAAUGGUGAAGCACGCCAACAUGGAGCUCAAACCGGCUUGGCCGCUGACAACCAACAUCUUUUUGAGUGGUGCGCCCGCACCUAUCAUGAGCGGUGUGCCCGCUGAAAGCGAACCUAGAGAGUUGGUGAGCAAAGUGCCUGGAAGAUGGGGCCCACGCGCGCCGUUCAACAAGGUUUUGGAUUCUUUCGUGGCACUUUGUGAUGCAACAACUGGACGUGAGAUGAUGAUUUUGGGCUCGUGCCAGAUUGCAGUGCUGGCUGCUGGAAGAAAACUGGGGCCAUUCAUGAAACGGUUGACCUUGGAAGAGAUUUUUGAGAAGUCCCCAAGUGUGCAACGAGCCGAGGAAGAACAAGAAUUUAAACGACGAGGUUUGCGCAAGGAAGGCUUUCUUCCCAGGAGUGUGCCACAUGACUUGCCGAAGAAAAAACAAGGAGCCAGAGUCGUCAAGAAGCCAGCAACCAAGGAGCAAAUCCAAGAUACUCAGCUCACUGAGUCGUGGGACGUUGAGCACAAGUGCCUCAAGUGUGAGGCUACAACGACUUUGGCCCAAGGAGCAGUGCAGAAACCCAAUGGCCUGUACUGCCGGGUCUGCGCCAAUGUGUAUCAGAUGCUCUAUCGCCACUUAGGUGGAAUGCCGCCUACUCUGCAGGCGAUGAGUGCACAGGACCAGGCCUCGUUUUUCAAACGUGCUCAAACCGACUUGUUGCAAGCGGUCUCGAAAAAUGCCAGGUGGUCCAUGGUUCGCUCAGCUCUACUGAGCGAAAUGGUUCGGUACCAGAAGGAGCAAACGAUCCAUCGGGUGAGCCGGGAAUUUUUGCCACUGUCAGUUUGGGAGCAGAGAGGGUUCGAUACCAAGAAGAUCCAGGAGAAGGGUACCAGGAUGGACCACGAGGUCUUCGGUGAGGUCUUCACAGCUCCUUUGCUCACCAUUGACGACGAAAAUAUCCGUGGAUCCAUGGAGAAGGAGAUCGCGGACAAGGAGGCCACGAUUCAUGUCGAUGAUGACGUUUGGUCUGUGCCAAGUGAAGACGAAGGGCAGAAGGGCGACAAGCCUGCCAAGGCCAGCAAGAAAGACACUGACAAAGAUGCCGCAACCGCAGCGCGCAACGCCUUGCGCGAGGCGCGUGAGUUGGCAAGCUCUUGGAGGAAGGAGGUGGCCAAGGCCGCAAAGAACAUGGCCGGCUUGAACAGCGUGUGCCAGUCGUUGAACGGCACCAUGAUCAAGUGCGAGAAGAACCAGGACAUUCUUUCGGAGGACCAGUUGAGGUCUCUGGAGAGUGCCCGUGACAAGUGCACCAAGUUCAGACAGCGCGCUGCAGACUUGUUGAGCGCCACCGAGGGGGACAAGGCAAACAAGAAGCCAGUUCUCUUCGAAGACGCCGAUGGCAAUGCUUUGCAGGCCGUGAAGGCGGCUCAGGAUGUUUUGAAGGACAUCCGUGUAGUCUUUGCCGAGAAGAGCCAGCGGGACAAAGCUGCCAAGACUAUCAAGACAGCUGCUGCCAAGGCAGCUGCUGAGCCAAAGGCCAAAGCGGGGGCAAAGAGGCGUGCCAAUGGCAAGCAGGUUGAACUUUCGACGUGGAAAGAUGCUUUUGAGAACAUGGAGUUCCAAUGCGUUGAUGGCUCCACAAUGUCGUUGCCAAUCCUUCGGUUGGACAAGUGUUUGCCUCAGAUGUGUGCUGAAGCUGAUUCCUAUCACCAUGCCUUCUCAAAGGCUUUGCAGCAGGGCGGGAAGCUCACGCCGGUGCUCUAUUGUGAUGAGGCAACAGCUGGCAAUGUCUUGUCGGUGACGAAGAAUCGAAAGUGCAACUUGUACUACCUUUCGUGGCUGGAAAUGUGGCACUACUUGAAAAGCAGUCAGGUUUGGCUUCCCGUGGCAGCUGUCCAAUCACAUGCUUUGCAGAAUCUUGUCGGUGGCGCUAGUGCCCUGAUGGUGUCCAUCCUGCAGCUGCUUCUGACAGAUCAAAACGCAGAAGGUUUUCCUUUGGGAAACGGAUUGACCUUCCGACAACUCAAGAAAGCCUACUUCCUUGGAGACCAUGAGGCGGUGAGGGCCAUCUAUUCUCUCAAAGGAAGUGCUGGCAUUCGACCCUGCGUCUUUUGCCAAAAUAUUGUUAAGAUGGGAUCGGAUGUGGUGUCGUAUGAUGGAUGGUUCAAAGAAAUCUCGGCAGGGACUGGAUUUGUCACCAUUUCGGACCAAGAAAUUUUUGCCCUCUGCGACAAGAUGCUUCUCCCUUGCACGAAAAAGAGCCUUGAGUUGCAAGAAAAAUGUGCGGGGCUAUCCUACACCCCCGGGAGUUUGCUUUGGCCAUCAGAACGGGAAAAAAUGGCCCCUUCCCGUAUCCUCUAUGACUACAGGCACACAUACCUCUGCAACGGGAUCGCUUCCUGGGAACUGACGUUGCUCUUGGAGGAGGUCUACACAAGAAGCGGCGUCACCUUGAAGCUUCUGCAAGAGGCAGUGGUGGCAAGCAAUUGGACAAGCUUCAAAGCAAGUGGAAAGUCACCCACAUAUGUCAAGAAUUUGUUCCACGAACGCAUGUUUGGAGAAGGCUGCUACAAAGGCCAAGUGCACCAGACGGCAGCACUUGUGCCUCUGAUCAGGUACUACCUUGAAACUCUCUUUUUGAUUUCUCUGCCAGACAGCUAUGUGAAAUCCUUUCGAACUUUGAGCAAUAUCACCAAAUUUGUGCGAGAGAUUCAGCACGGACUUUGUGAGGUGGAUGAAAGGGCAGCGGCUCACCUCCCCCUGCUACAAGAGCGGCAUCACGAGCUGUUCGGCCAGUGCUAUCCUGACCAGUACCGGCCAAAGCAUCAUCACCGCUUCCAUCUCAGUGAACAAUGGAAAAAAACAGGGGUGGCCCUUUCUUGCGAAGGCUUGGAGUCCAAACAUGCCAUCUACAAGAGCAGCAUAGGAGAUCACCAAAGAAGCCUGGCAGGUUCGAACCCGUCUCGCUUCAGUGCAGCUGUGUUGGCACGUCUCUUGCAGAGAACAUGUUGCCAACUACAAAACAAUGGCUUGCAUUUCUGGGAACUUCUGCCGCCGAUCAAAGAUGCGGACAUGGAUGACAAGAUUGGUCUCACAUCGAUGGGGCUCAAGACGAGCAAAAGUUGCUACUUGGUUGCCUGUCCCUUGAAAGAGGGCGACAUCAUCUUGCAGCAGUUCCACGGUGGUAUCAUCUGCGUAGAAGAGAAGCUUUGGGGAACCUUGUGGAUGGUGACGCAAGAGAUUGUCUGCUGGCACCUUUCCACAACUGCUGUCCCAACGAUUCCAACGUGGUACCGCUACACGGAAGACAAGCAACGGGUGAUUUGCUUGAACUAG
This is a messenger RNA of Cladocopium goreaui, 7406 nucleotides long. The record is from the annotation of a GenBank genome assembly. Lineage: Eukaryota; Dinophyceae; Suessiales; Symbiodiniaceae.